UACUUAUCUAUAUUUUUCACUUAAUUAUCCCACAGAAAUGGAUUUUCUGCGUGUGCGUGCCUGUGUGUGCAUGGUGUGAAAGAGAGCAUUCUCUGGCCUAGAAUCUAAUCCACUUAGUGGUGCUCUUUGCAUCCGGCUUGUUGCCCGUCAGACACUUCCUCCAAUGAUGGACAAGACUGGCAGACACAGAGAGGCUACGUACAGGACUGAAAUAGGAUGUUGAGGCUCUUGAUUGUUGCCACUAUUCAAUGGCAGAGCUGGAAUCAAUACUUUUUGCUCUAAUCGUGCAGCUAUUGCAAUGCACUCAAGAAAGCCAUUCUUAUAACAAUAUCUUGUUAUUUCUCGCCUCCUUUUCUUAUACACUACAAUUGCAUAUCCAUGCAAAACUGUAUAAUGUACAUGAAUAUAUCUGCAACUCAUUCUAUGGCUCUGUGUAAGCACAGCACAUAGUAUUAUAUCUGUGGUAGUAGUGGAUGGGUUGUUGUUAGCUGUGUUUAAAAGAUUAACCAGUCCUAGGAGCUUAGUGUUAGCAGCACUCACUGUGCUCUGCUUCCUUACUCUGUCGCUAUCUCUGGACCCUACUGUAGAUAGAGUUCAUGCAGAACACCUGAAGACUUCUUGGCAUGCUUCUGUGCCUUUUUUAUGGAGAUUUAAAUGGGAGUUUGAAGAGAAACUCCUUAACAUCCAUGCAUGCUUUUUCUUUGGUUCAGAACUGAGGUGUUUACCUCUCCUGCUUGUAGAGACUGCUACUGAGGGACAGAAGACAGGCAACCAUGAGACUGUACUCAAUGCUGCUUCUGCUCCUGGGGUCCUCACACGGGGUAUUCGCACAGCUGCCUGAGUUAAUGGAGGAGGAAGGUAGCGCUGUGACAGAGGUGGCUCCAGAGCCAGAACCUGUGGAUGACACCUACUGGUCAGGCACAGCACCCAUCUGUAUGGGAGGUUGUAAGGGGAGACACCAGGAACUGAAGAAGGAUCGCUGUGGGGACUCUGACUGCUGCUGGUUUGGCUAUAAAUCGCUCUGCAGAGUGAACUGUGGGAGGCCUGAUGUGGACUAUAAUGGGAUGGUGUACGGGAACGACUGGUGGGUGGGCUCAGUUGUCCGGUAUGCCUGUCGCUCUGGCUUCCUAUUGGUGGGGGACCCUGCCCGAGCCUGCCAGUCCAAUGGAGGCUGGACCCCCAAACCCUCCUGUCUCAGGGUGUGUCGUCAGGGCCGUGUGGAGAUCACUGAGAAGGAGCUAGAAACAGCUACCUGCUCCUCCACCUGUCCUCUUAAGUCCUACAUGGGGCCUCUUAAGCAGGGCUGCUAUGGCAUUGACAACUGCAGAAAGAUGAAUCCUGACUGGAAGCGCUGGUUCACCCGCUGUGACACGUGCCUGUGUGAUUGUCACAUCGCCUGUGUAUCUUUAGGUUAAAAGACGGACAAAUUCCACUAUUGAGUGACUAGAAUAUGUAUUCCAAAACCAUCGCAAGGAUAUCGGUGAACAGCCUAACAUCACAGAUCCUCAUUGGAAUCUCAAUCGGAAUGCUUGAAUCCUCGUCGGACUAUUGCUGCUUCAUCUGCUGUCAAAAAGAGGAUCAAAGGGAAACCUAGCGAGACAUCUCUGUGGAACUAACAACAGUCUGUUGUGAGAGACUGCGGUCCUAACCUCAACAACCUCAUAGGGUUAACGUAUAGAACACAGUGGAGGUAAAGACACUACUUUUCCUCAGUUUCCUAAAUAAACUCCCUGACUACAUAAAGUACUCAUCAUGCAGCGUAUAUUAACAGUUUUGACGAUAGAGGGGGAGGCCUCUCCUAGUGUAGAGGUUCUGUUGGGAUUAACAAGUUGUCCUUUAGCUCAACCUGCUCAUUCAAUCUGUCCUGGAACCUAGAAUGAGCUAGUUGUUGAGCUGAGACCUUAAUCUUGUUACCCACCGCAGCCCAGAGGAGAGUAGAGGUGUCGGUGGAAGUCAGAGAGGAGGACCAGGUUAACUAUCUAACAGCAUGUUUACUGUACUGCAUGUGGGGAUAGCUUGGAAUAACAUAAUAUGCAAUGUGUAUUUCUAAAUGGAUGGGGAUAUACAAUAUUAACGAAGUGUGUCUUCAUUUAUCCUUAUGUUACAGCCAUUGGAUGGACUGUUGUAUUGCUUAAGAGUUACCCAGAUGUAGAUGGUUGUCCAAAGUCAAAGGUGCUUCCUCACUAACAAUGUUAGUUGUUGAUGAUUUGUCAUUGUCUUAUAAAUCCAACUCUGUGUUUAGACCAUAGGGAUCUAGAUUAAUUCUAUUUUGAAUCCAUUCUAUUUAAUUAUAUUUGUUUUAGAUCAAGAGCUGAGCCUCAGGAUAUGUUUGUUUUCUUUGCGUUUGUAGCAGCCAACUCCUGCAAUGAAAUGAACAUGACCAAGUCAAACAUUAUUUUGUCUUAGUAAUGCUAUUCUAACAACUGCUUAUUACACACAGAAUGGAAUAGUGUUGUACAUACUGGGAGAACAGAAGAAUAAGAGAUGAUUCAUAAGCACUGUUUUAGACCCGCAAGAACCUGCAUCCAUCCUGGUCUGAACCACAGAGGACUCUGACAGUAGCUCCCAGGAGGUCUGAUUGGCCUCAUUUCCAGCCACUCAAUUCACACGCUUCCAGGUGCAGCCCAAAGUCUGGGUAACUGUUUCUCUGUGAACCUAUUAAAUGGAGAGCAACAAGUGUAAGUUCAUCAUGCACAACAAGGCAGGAUAGGCUAUGAUGACUGACCAUACCGUACAACAUUUUGAUAAGAGAAAUUGACUUUGAUUUCUGGAAGUAUGUCAUUGUAAAAUGUAUAGAAUUAAGCCUGAAAAUGUAUGAUUAUACAAGAGAUUACAUAGACUUCUCUGUCAAAUAAAAUGUAUUUAAAUUUGUGUUUAGUGUUAAUAAUGAUGCUAAUACUGACCAAUGUUCCUUACUUAAAGUCGUGGUCUGGGUCCUCCAGUCUCCUCAUGGGCCCCAAUAGUACUCCCCCUUCCACUACCGAGCUGGAGUAGACCUGACUGACCAACCAAUUCUCCAUUGGACAGCUCACUCUCACACAGACAGCCUGAUAGGCACUGCCACCCUCACUGGACCUACAAGAUGCAACAAGAACCCAAGAUAAUGAAGGCUUAUUAUGACCCUUCAAGCGGGUAUGUACUCUCUUUAGUGUUCAAUAUGAAACUAUGAUAACCGUAAAUUAAAAGACAGGUAAUAGCAUUAUGUAGUAUUAGUGACAGUUUAAUGUGUACGCUGACAUUUACUUUCAUAUUCAAUCAACCGACAUGAGCGAUACUGUUUGCAGGCCAUGACCUACAGCAACACAAUAUAUAGAUGUGAAUGUGGCACUUUAGCUGUAAUAUGUCAGAGCACCCAAUAAAUAUAAUUGGAACUCACCUCCCUGUGCGAGUGUCCCCAGUAUCAACAGCUGCAGAAGAGCCACAGAGAGGAGAGUUGUAAGUCCUGGUGCCAUUAUGAUGAUACUACCUGCGUCUCAAAUCCAGGUGUCUCUUGCUCUGUCACACACACGAGCACUUCUUCAACUGUACUUCUUAUUUAUCCAUUCAGCAAAAGGCAUUGUGGAAUAAGGUCAGCACGCUCUUUAAGAACUCACGCGUAUGACAAAUCAACACUGCACCUUUUUAUUUAUUUUACCAGGCAAGUCAGUUAAGAACAAAUUCU
Messenger RNA from Oncorhynchus gorbuscha (pink salmon), 3661 nucleotides. RefSeq lists its product as uncharacterized. The coding region runs from base 774 to 1415 and encodes 213 amino acids. Lineage: Eukaryota; Metazoa; Chordata; Actinopteri; Salmoniformes; Salmonidae. The transcript has 5 exons. The record is from RefSeq and is a predicted model, not a curated record.